Fraxinus pennsylvanica is the source of this 1011-nucleotide messenger RNA. Lineage: Eukaryota; Viridiplantae; Streptophyta; Magnoliopsida; Lamiales; Oleaceae. The record is from the annotation of a GenBank genome assembly.
AUGUCAGACUAUUUACCCCGAGAACUAAUAAUCGAAAUUCUCACGAAAUUACCUGCAAAAUCGUUACUCCGUUUCACUGCAGUCUGUAAAUUGUGGCACUCGAUCAUCACCAGUUCCGAAUUCAUCUUCUCACAACUUUCAAUCAGCGCAAGUAAAGAAGGCAACACGCUCUACUUACGGCGAUACACGAAAGAUGAUAGAGCAGAGCACUACACACUGCUUAAGGAUGGGGAGAAUCAAACCUUUGGGCUCGACGAACUAUAUUUUCCCUUCAAAUCCCAAUUCGGCUAUUUCCGAAUAGUAGGCGGCUCAAACGGCUUAGUAUGCUUAUCUGAUGAUUUCUUUACCAAUCCUUUGCAUCCCAUUAUUUUAUGGAACCCUUGUAUUCGAAAGCAUAUAGUGUUACCAGCUCCCACCGUUAAACCGGAAAAGGCCCACUUCUUCGUUCUUGGAUGUGGAGCUACCCUUCACGAUUUCAAGGUUGUGAGAAUGGUGUAUUCUAAAACUGAUGAUUUUACCUUGAACCUUCCUGCAAUGGUUGAGAUUUACUCACUAAAAUCGGGCACAUGGCGAAGGGUGCACUUUGAUGAUCGAUACAUAAUCAUGGAAUUUAUGUGGUCCCAAACUUUUAUAAAAGGUAAUGUGCAUUGGCUCGCCUUCUAUGAGGACCUCACCCAGAAUAAGGGUUUCUGUAAUUUCAUUUUGACAUUUCAAAUGGAAGAUGAGGUUUUUGGGGAGUUAAUGUUCCCGGAUCAUUUGGCACAAGUGGCUAUAACAGAUUUAUCUAUUGUAGUAAUAGGAGAAUCACUUGGCAUGGUUAAGUAUGAUAAGCAGAUGGGCAGUGAGUCUUGCUGCGUUUGGGUGAUGAAAGAGUAUGGAGUUAUCAAGUCUUGGACUAAGUUGUACAAUAUUGACAUGGUAGGAGGAAUUGAAAAAGUAAUCCGAUUUAGAAAGAACGGUGACGUAUUAAUGGUCUCACAAGAGCAUGGACCAGGAGUUGCUCACAACUAG